This is a messenger RNA of Cyprinodon tularosa, 1898 nucleotides long. RefSeq names its product protein phosphatase 2, regulatory subunit A, beta b (gene ppp2r1bb). Gene Ontology annotation, biological process: protein dephosphorylation. Bases 82 to 1851 code for a protein of 589 amino acids. The transcript has 15 exons. Gene Ontology annotation, cellular component: cytoplasm; protein phosphatase type 2A complex. Lineage: Eukaryota; Metazoa; Chordata; Actinopteri; Cyprinodontiformes; Cyprinodontidae. Gene Ontology annotation, molecular function: protein binding; protein phosphatase regulator activity. The record is from RefSeq and is a predicted model, not a curated record.
UGCUGCGGUCGUUCUGCGCAGAAACCCCGUAGUGCCGCCCAGAAACAGCAGCGCCAUUCGGUAACUGCACCAGUAUCCAAAAUGGCAGGAGCUGAUGGAGACGACUCUCUUUACCCUAUCGCUGUCCUCAUUGACGAGCUGCGAAAUGAAGACGUCCAGUUACGACUGAACAGCAUCAAGAAGCUGUCUACUAUUGCUCUGGCUCUUGGCGUAGAGAGGACUCGCACUGAACUGCUUCCUUUCCUUACAGACACCAUCUAUGAUGAAGAUGAAGUGCUUUUGGCAUUGGCAGAACAGCUUGGCAAUUUCACUAUGUUGGUGGGAGGACCGGAGUAUGUCCACUGUCUUCUGCCUCCUUUGGAAAGCCUUGCUACAGUUGAAGAGACAGUAGUCCGAGACAAAGCUGUAGAAUCCCUGCGUAAGAUCUCACAGGAGCACUCUCCAGUUGACCUGGAAGUUCAUUUUGAGCCUCUGGUGAAACGGCUGGCCAGUGGUGACUGGUUCACCUCUCGCACAUCAGCUUGCGGCCUGUUUAGUGUGUGUUAUCCACGUGUCUCCAGCACGGUCAAGGCUGAAAUCCGGCAGCAUUUUCGCACCUUGUGCUCUGAUGACACUCCCAUGGUGCGUCGUGCUGCUGCAUCUAAACUGGGGGAAUUUGCAAAAGUUCUGGAGUUGGAAUAUGUAAAAACUGACAUUAUUCCUCUUUUCACUGCUCUGGCAUCAGAUGAGCAGGACUCUGUUCGGCUGCUUGCAGUGGAGGCGUGUGUCAGUAUUGCAACUCUCCUGCCUCAGGAGGACCUAGAAACAUUGGUGAUGCCAACCUUGCGUCAAGCUGCUGAAGAUAAGUCCUGGAGGGUUCGUUACAUGGUGGCGGACAAGUUCUCAGAGCUGCAAAAGGCUGUUGGUCCAGAGAUCACAAAGAAUGACCUGGUUCCAGCUUUCCAAAAUCUGCUCAAGGAUUGUGAGGCCGAGGUCCGCGCUGCUGCUGCCAACAAAGUCAAAGAGUUUUGUGAGAAUCUUCCAGAGGAUAAUCGUGAGCAGAUCAUAAUGAGUCACAUCCUGCCCUGCGUAAAGGAAUUGGUUUCCGACACCAACCAGCAUGUGAAGUCAGCCCUGGCCUCUGUCAUUAUGGGUCUCUCCACCAUCCUGGGCAAGGACAACACAAUAGAGCACUUACUGCCUCUCUUCCUGACUCAGCUUAAGGACGAGUGCCCAGAGGUACGUCUCAACAUUAUCUCCAACCUGGACUGUGUGAACGAGGUGAUCGGCAUACGUCAGCUGUCCCAGUCACUGCUGCCUGCUAUCGUAGAGCUGGCUGAAGAUGCAAAGUGGAGGGUCCGCCUGGCCAUCAUUGAGUACAUGCCUUUGUUGGCAGGACAGCUGGGGGUCGAGUUCUUUGAUGAGAAGCUAAACACCCUUUGUAUGGCCUGGCUCAUUGAUCAUGUGUACGCCAUCCGUGAAGCAGCCACCAGUAACCUCACUAAGCUGGUAGAGAAGUUUGGAGCUGAGUGGGCCCAGAACACGAUUGUCCCCAAAGUGCUGGGAAUGGCCAACGAUCCCAAUUACCUGCACAGGAUGACCACGCUAUUCUGCAUUAAUGCUUUGUCAGAGGCUUGCGGCCAGGAGAUUACCACCAAGCAGAUGCUCCCAGUGGUCCUGAAGAUGUCCAAUGACCAGGUGGCUAAUGUCCGCUUUAACGUGGCUAAGUCUCUUCAGAAGAUCGGCCCAGUCCUGGACAGCAGCGCUCUGCAGACGGAAGUGAAGCCAGUGCUGGAGAAGCUGGCCACUGACUCCGACAUGGACGUUAAAUACUUUGCCCAGGAGGCUAUUAGUGUUUUGGCACUAGCAUAACCAACCCACCACGGCUAAUCCCCCUGAAACAGAAAUACAUACAGGUU